Penicillium salamii is the source of this 1131-nucleotide messenger RNA. Lineage: Eukaryota; Fungi; Ascomycota; Eurotiomycetes; Eurotiales; Aspergillaceae. The record is from the annotation of a GenBank genome assembly.
AUGAGACCUCAGCCUGGGCUAUUUGCUCGCUCUUGGACUUGCAUCCAAUGUCGAGCUUGCUCUUCUUCUGCUGGCGCUCAAGUCCGCAACUCGAAAAAUAAACUGCCGGAUGCGCCUGCGCGUACGCGUUUUGCGCCGUCGCCCACCGGAUACCUCCACCUAGGAUCCCUACGAACUGCACUCUUCAAUUACCUACUGGCAAAGCGCACCGGGGGCCAGUUCCUCCUGCGCAUCGAAGAUACCGACCAGAAACGGACGAUUCCCGGCGCAGAGCAGAGGCUAUACGAUGAUCUACAAUGGGCCGGUCUAAAUUGGGAUGAAGGUCCGGUUGUUGGUGGUCCUUACGGCCCUUAUAGACAGUCUGAACGAACGGAUUUAUAUCGGUCUCAUGCCAACGACCUCAUCUCAAAUGGUCAUGCUUACCGAUGCUUUUGCUCUGCAGAACGGUUGGACACAAUGGCCCAGCACCGCAGUCAAGCUGGAUUGACCCCUGGCUAUGACCGAAAAUGCGGCGAUCUAUCUGCAGAGGAGUCGGAAUAUCGAGCUGCCAACGGGGAAACACAUAUCAUUCGACUAAAGGUCGAAGGGUAUCCUAUGUUUAAUGACCUCGUCUAUGGUAAGACUGGGCAGAACAAGCCAAACAACAAAAAGUUGGACUUCAUCGACCGAGUGUACGAUGAUCCGAUUUUGAUCAAAUCAGACGGUCACCCCACGUAUCAUUUGGCGAACGUGGUGGAUGAUCAUUGUAUGAAGAUCACCCAUGUCAUCCGAGGAACGGAAUGGAUGCCAUCCACACCCAUGCACAUGGCUCUAUACAAUGCUUUCAAAUGGACGCCUCCGCAAUUCGGACAUGUCCCCUUACUCGUUGACCAGAAAGGGCAGAAGCUGAGCAAGCGGAAUGCAGACAUUGAUCUCUCCUCCUUCAAGGAUAAGCAAGGUGUCUUUGCCUCCACACUGGUGAACUUUGCUGCGCUUUUGGGUUGGUCGCAUUCUCAGAAGUCAGAUGUAUUGAGUUUGCAAGAAUUGGAACAGAUCGUACGUUUUCUUGCAAUCAAAAUUCUUCAGUCAGGCACUAACAAUCAUAUAGUUCAACUUGAAGAUUACCAGAGGCAACACUGUUGUCGCCUUUGA